AUGGAUAAAUUGUAUUCUUUAUAUCACCAAUCACCAAAAAAUCAAAACGAGUUAAGACAAGUAACAAGUUCUUUAAAAAAAUAAAUUUUAAAAAUAGGAAGAAUUGUAUUUGUUCAUUGGGUUGCAUCAAGUAAACGGACUAUAUAUCAUAAAUAAUUGUUCAGCUUUAUAUAAACAUUUUAAAUUUGCUUCAACAGAUGUAACAAGGGAUUUAAAAGAAAGAAGCAAAUACAAUGGGUUAAAAUUAAUGAUCUCCAGUGUCGAAUAUGUUAGUAAUCUUAAUGCAAUGGCAGACACUUUAGAUGAACUAGGAGAAUUAUCGGAGUAUUUGCAAAGCUGUAUUAUUACUCUAGUAGAAGUUGACAAAGCUAUUAGAACAACAAUUAGAGUAUUUGAUUCGAUGGUAAACAAACCUGGACAUAAACUAUAUGGCGCUUUACAAGCAAUUGAAUUAAAUAUUUAUAAAAAUGUUCCUAAUCAAAAUGGGCAGGCAAAAUAA
Cinara cedri is the source of this 499-nucleotide messenger RNA. NCBI's taxonomy places the organism in Eukaryota, Metazoa, Arthropoda, Insecta, Hemiptera, Aphididae. The record is from the annotation of a GenBank genome assembly.